Mytilus trossulus (common blue mussel) is the source of this 2472-nucleotide messenger RNA. Its product is annotated as transcription intermediary factor 1-beta-like. The record is from RefSeq and is a predicted model, not a curated record. The transcript is spliced from 2 exons. Bases 98 to 2116 code for a protein of 672 amino acids. Lineage: Eukaryota; Metazoa; Mollusca; Bivalvia; Mytilida; Mytilidae. Gene Ontology annotation, molecular function: zinc ion binding; protein binding; ubiquitin protein ligase activity.
GAACUUUGCACCCUAAUGAUUCAAAGAGAAUAAUUUUGUUAAUGUGAUUUAUAACAUGUAUUAAAAGUAAAUACUGAAUCUGCAACUAACCUUAAUCAUGGCUGAUGAAGACAAUAGUGAUCAACCAGUUCGGAAGUCCAGGAACGUAAAAUUCAUGGAGAGGAUAGAUAGUUCAGAAGAAGUUAUCAACACCGACAGGGAAGGUUACCAAACUCCAACACCAAAUGAACGACAUAAUAUAAAAACAAAAGAAAGUGAAGACAAAUUUGAUUGGUGUGGUUUGUGUUAUGAAGAUUUCCAGGACCCUAGAAUAUUACCGUGUAUGCAUACGUUCUGUUUUAAGUGCCUUGAUGAAUUUGUUGAACAGACUUCAGAAGAAAAUAAAUUCCCUUGUCCACUCUGUAAAAUUAGUACUAGCAUUCCAAACGGUGGCGUCACUGCAUUUAAAUCUAACAUUUAUGUUAGUGCUAUGCAAGCCUCUCUCCAGAUGGAGGCAAAGAAAUCAGUCUGCGAAACUUGCGAAGAAGCACUGGAAGCACAAACUUACUGUCUUGAAUGUAAGCAGAAUUUUUGCAACAAAUGUGGAAACAUUCACCUAAAGAUGAAGCUUUCAAAAGAACAUCAUUUAGUUAAUUCUCUACAGACGGCUGAAAAAGAUGGCCAUAGAAUGAAGUCCUACACUUUCUGUGAUGAUCACCGACAAGAAAUCACAUUAUACUGUUGUGAUUGUUCUAUUCCACUUUGUGAUGCUUGUCAAAUAGACAGUCAUGAGGAGCAUGAUCUUCAAAACAUUGUUGAAUAUGCAAAGGAAACUAAACAAGAUUUGCAGAAUUCUAUUGAUUUGUUAAAUAAUUAUCUCCCUUCCCUAAAAGAUAGGCUUACCGAUGUGCAGCUUUAUGAGAAGGAGUUUGUUACAGCGAAACAGAACCUAGCAGGUGUAAUUAAGGCACGUGCUGUCGCUUUGCAUAAAGAAAUCGAUGAUGUAUCAGAUAAGUUUCUCGAAGAAAUUGAGAAAGAAAUUCAGGUCGAAGAAGAUCGUGCAAAAAUUUUCAAAUCUCGUGUUUCGGAAGCUGUGAGAUUUGCAAGUCAACAAAUAACAGCAGCUAACCACUACAUAUCUUUUGGAUCGAACCCAGACGUUGCAGCAGGAAGAGACACUCUACGCCGCCAUCUUCAUGCCGCAUUUAAACUUCUUCCUGUCGGAUUCAUACCGAGGGUCAACGUCAUAUUUUCAUCUUCUAAUUCAGGAGAUACUAUUUCCAGAGAAAUGUUCGGUAACAUUUCGAAGAGAGGCAAAUUAAACAUGGAUCUUAAACAGGAAGCAUCCUAUAAAGUCCCCGGGCAGCACUUAAUUCGCGGAAUAGCCCCCGUCUCUGGAGGGAAAGCAUGGGUUGCCUGUGGCUUCGAUCAAAGGUUGCAUCUAAUAAACCGUCUGGGAAGUCGUAUCCGAACAAUCCGCCUUGGAAAGGAGAUCGACAUCGAUUAUGUUACUUCUGACAGCAAUGACAGUGUCUAUAUUUCUUGUCGUAAGAACAGAUGUGUAAAAGUUUUGAAUCGGGACGUAAGAAUCCGAGAUCUGGCAAUUUUGAACGACUACCCUCGCGGGAUCGCCUUAUCGCACACUAGUGACUUGUUAGUAUGUGCGACCAAAUCAAGCACAUAUGACAAUUAUAAGCAUUCUGACAAAAACGUUGUGAUGAAAUAUACUCACAACGGAAAGGUUAUUACGGAGUUCGAAAGGUCGAAACAACACAUGAAAUAUCCUAGGCGAAUAACAGAAAAUAUAAAUGGUGAUAUCUACGUUUCAGACCAUAAAGAAUCAUGUGUUCAUGUUUUAACUUUAGAGGGACGUCAUAAGAGAAAAUACACGGGGACAGAAGGUAAUCUAAUAGGGGAACCAUGUGGCUUGACAUGUGAUAGGUAUGGCCACGUCCUUGUUACAGACUACAAAAACCACUGCGUUCAUUUACUAGAUCAACAGGGUCAACAUUUAUGUAAUAUCUUAACCGAAAAAGACGGCAUUAAGAAUCCAUUUUCCGUUGCCGUUGAUGACGACGGAUUUUUGUGGUUAGGUUGUAGUUUAGGUAUGGUUCAUAUAUUUCAGUAUUUACUGUAAAAUUAUGACAGCAUUCUAUUUGGGAUAACCCUGUAAAGUUCUACUAUCCUCACUGAAGUUAUAAACAGCACAGUAGUCCGAACUUCUGUGUUGACAUUAAUUAUCAUGGACUUGUACCAGUAAUUGUAAAUUAUCUCUUUACAAAAUUUUGAACUUUAAUUUUCGAAAUACCGGAUUUCGGAUUUUCUACCAAAGGAAUAGACCAGGCAAAAUAUUUUAGAAUAUUCUUCAACGUUCUUUAAGUUCGUUCUUUGUUUCGCCUUUUGCACUUUUUUAUUCGAGCGACUCUGCAUAGUUUUUAGGAGACGAAACGCGCGUCUGGCGAACAGCUUUUCAUCCGGGUGUUUAUGAUGGGU